Molecule: messenger RNA, 495 nt
Organism: Racocetra persica
Lineage: Eukaryota; Fungi; Glomeromycota; Glomeromycetes; Diversisporales; Gigasporaceae
Source: the annotation of a GenBank genome assembly
AUGCCAAAAGUUUCUUCAUUGAAAUAUUACGCAGUUGCUAAAGGAGAAAAAACUGGAAUUUUUUUAUCAUUUAAAGAAUAUGAAAAAUAUGUUAAAGACAGAUAUUGUAAAAGAAAUAGAUUAUCAAAUGCUAUUGGAGGUAUAGGUGUAUUUUUUGAAGAUAACGAUAUUAGAAAUCUAUCUGAACGACUACCUGGUGAACAUCAAACUAACAAUCGUGCAGAAAUCUAUGCUGCUAUUAGAGCUCUUGAAAUUUGUAAUAAAAAAGAAAAUUUAAUUAUAAAUACUAAUAGCAAUUAUGUUAUCAUCUCUAGAGAUGUUAAAAAACCAAAAACUAAUUUUGAUUUAAUUAAUAGAUUCAAUGAUUUGAUUAAGAAAUGUGAAGAGAAAACUUAUUUAAAACAUGUGAAGGGACAUAGUGGCAUUUACAGGAACAAACAAACUGACAAACUUGCAUAUUUAGGUUCAAAAAAACCUGAAUUUACUAGAACGUGA